ACUGGCUCGAGAAAGAGAAGAAUCGUUUUGUUUCGAGCAUAUAGAAAUCCUGCGACAGAAACCGCGGAAGGUAUAUCCUUACUCGUCGAGUGCUGGGUUCCGUAGUGCAACGUGCGUGAUUUUCACGUCAAGCUCUUGUGUGACCUUUCGUUACUGCUGCGAAGAAACAAGUUUAUACUAUAAAACUUCAGCUGGCAUUUGAAAUUUAAAAUCAUGACGUUAUUACCGCCAACGCCGGCGCAACAGAAAUAUAUAGACAAGCAACUCCCACCUGACCCGGAAAUGAGAAAACAAGAUAUCAGAGCGCUUCGGGAAUGGCUCUCAAAACAGCCGCACUUGCCGAAUCACAUAGACAAUGACAAACUGGAGAGAUUUCUUUUCAAUUGCAAGAAUAGUAUUGAGAGGUGUAAAUUAAUUUUAGAAAGAUACUACACCGUCCGAACAUUCUUACCGGAAUUUUUCGCCGCUCGUGAUCCGCUGUCUCAAGAUAUUCAUAGAUGCGUCAAUACCAUAGAAUACUUUGUUUUGCCAUCACUAACCGAGGAAGGAUAUCGUGUCAGCAUCAUUCGAUUACGUGAGACUGAUCCAGAGAAGUUUUCAUUUCAAGCGUUAACGAGACGUAUUUUAAUGGUACUUGACAUUCGUUUGAUGGAAGAAACCUGCUUAUCCAAUGUUAUGAUCGUAGAUCUCGAGGGAUAUAGUAUGAAGCAUUUUGCAAAAGUAAAUCCAGCGCAAUCUAUUGUAAGACGGGCAAUGUUGGCGGCGCAAGAUAGCAUGCCUUUCCGAUUGUCUGGCGUUUAUUUUCUUCACGCGCCAUCGUUCGUCACUAAAGUAACGGACUUAUUUUAUCCAUUUUUAAAAAAAAGAUUAAUUGAAAAAUUUCAUAUUUUUAACGGUGGCCCAGAAGAAUUAUAUGCUUACAUAAACAAAGAUAUACUUCCUAACGAAUGGGGUGGUAAAGCAGGCACUUUGCAAGAAUUAAAUGCUGCGUGGCAAGAAAAAAUUGAACAGUAUAAAGAUUGGUUUCUACGGGAUGAAAAGCUGAGUCGUACGAAUGAGAAUGCUCGUUUAUUGGAAUCAAAGUCUUGUCUCAUGGAAUUCGAAGCGCUUCAAGGUUCAUUUCGAAAACUGAAUAUAGAUUAAUGAUAUUCUUGUUAUAUAAAUUAUUUUUUACUUACUACGGAAGUUUUUAAUUGAGCCACAACUUUUUAAUCCGAUUAAAAUUGUAAAUUACAAUUAGCAUAAUUUUAAUCAAUCAAUGAAACAAAGAUGUAAAAUUGCAUAAAAGUGAU
Molecule: messenger RNA, 1292 nt
Organism: Wasmannia auropunctata (little fire ant)
Lineage: Eukaryota; Metazoa; Arthropoda; Insecta; Hymenoptera; Formicidae
Product: alpha-tocopherol transfer protein-like
Exons: 8
Coding region: 214-1143 (309 amino acids)
Cellular component (GO): membrane
Molecular function (GO): phosphatidylinositol bisphosphate binding
Source: RefSeq, a predicted model, not a curated record